AUGCAUGGAGAGCCUUUCAACAUGCACAAGAAAAAGAUACGGGGAGAGAGGUACCCCUUAUCUCAGACCUCUAGAUGCCCAAAACCUCCCUCUAGGCACUCCAUUAAGAAGCACCUCAAAGUUGGCCAACUCGAUACAUUUCAUGACAAGAAAAUCCAACAAUGGUUGAAAUCCAAGGUGAUCUUGGCGGUGGCUGCCAUUUCAGCCAUUGUAAUACCUUGUGUUUUGGCAAAGGAUUAUGUAGUUGGUGAUGAUAAGGGUUGGACCAUCAACUUUGACUACGAUGCUUGGGCUCAGGGGAAGCUCUUCUUCGUUGGGGAUUCACUCAUAUUCAACUACGGGCCAGAGCAAGGUAGGCACAGUAACGGCACAGCCUUCAAAGAGUGCGCACCGCCGGCCGGCGUUAAGCCGUUGACGACCAAUGACCGAAUUCUGUUGAAAACAGCGGGAAGAAAAUGGUAUAUCUGCGGCGUCAGCCUCCACUGUACUGCCGGACAGAGGCUCGCCAUUACGGUAUUGGAGCAGGGAGCAGGUGUUCCUUCUCCGUCUCCGUCGCCUCUUCCGACACCGCCGGCUCCACUUCCAACCAACUCAACCAAUGCACCGCCACCAGCACCAUCGGCCGCUACAAAAGCAGCUGUUUCCGGCAUCGUCAUGGCGUUUACUGUUCUGGCUGGGAUAUUAUAUAUGAUCAAGGCUUGAAAAAAUUGUGU
This is a messenger RNA of Benincasa hispida (wax gourd), 713 nucleotides long. The record is from RefSeq and is a predicted model, not a curated record. Lineage: Eukaryota; Viridiplantae; Streptophyta; Magnoliopsida; Cucurbitales; Cucurbitaceae.